Triticum turgidum subsp. durum (durum wheat) is the source of this 561-nucleotide messenger RNA. Lineage: Eukaryota; Viridiplantae; Streptophyta; Magnoliopsida; Poales; Poaceae. The record is from the annotation of a GenBank genome assembly.
AUGGCAGUUCUGGCUAUUGCAAACAACUUCCAUCAAGCAAACCAAAGGAGUCGAGAUACCCAUGAAAAAAGGUGGCUGAAACCCAAUCCGAGAUUUGUGAAGUUGAAUGUGGAUGCCUCAUUCCAUGUAGAUGAAGGUACUGGAGCAACGGCAGCAGUCAUUCAAGAUGAGAAAGGUAACUUCUUAGCAGCCCAAUGCAAAUACUUAACACAUGUAUCAGAUGUGGUCACCUCUGAAACUCUGGCAAUGAGAAACGGUCUCGCUUUUGCAAACUCUUUUGGUUUCCCUAGAGUAGAAGCAGAAUCAGAUUCGACAACAGUUAUUGAAUACUUCUCAGGCCAAACCAGAUGGUGGGAUGCUGCUGCUGCCAUUUUCGCCGAGUGUGUGGACGUUUCGUCGCUUAUUGGGAAGGUUACAUUUAAGCAUUGUGAUCGUUCAUCGAACCAAGCAGCUCAUGUGCUAGCUAGUCAUAGUUUCUGUAAUAAGAUUAACAGUAGUUGGGUUAAUGAGCCUCCGGCUUAUCUUAUUCCCAAACUUUUGGAUGAUGUAAUUCCUAGUUAA